Messenger RNA from Lachancea mirantina, 966 nucleotides. The record is from the annotation of a GenBank genome assembly. NCBI's taxonomy places the organism in Eukaryota, Fungi, Ascomycota, Saccharomycetes, Saccharomycetales, Saccharomycetaceae.
AUGGGUAAGGCUCCCAAGAAGACCUUCAGUAUGCGAACAGGAUCCGGCAAGCAAGUUUCUGCCGAAAAACAUCUUGGGUCUGUGUUUAAAUUUAAUACAGAUCUCGGACAACACAUUUUGAAGAAUCCGCUAGUAGCACAAGGCAUCGUCGACAAAGCACAACUUAAGCCAUCAGAUGUGGUGUUGGAAGUGGGUCCGGGUACGGGUAACUUAACGGUGCGUAUUUUGGAACAGGUCCGGAAAGUUGUAGCCGUCGAAAUGGAUCCUAGAAUGGCAGCAGAACUGACGAAGAGAGUUCAUGGUACACCGGGAGAGAAAAAGCUCGAGAUUAUGUUGGGAGAUUUCAUGAAAACAGAGCUCCCGUAUUUCGAUGUUUGCAUCAGUAAUACUCCGUACCAAAUUUCGUCACCACUGGUUUUCAAACUCAUAAAUCAACCUAGACCACCUCGGGUCUCGAUUCUUAUGUUUCAGCGCGAGUUUGCGUUAAGAUUGCUCGCGAGACCGGGUGACAGUUUAUACUGUCGUUUGUCUGCCAACGUCCAAAUGUGGGCCAACGUGACGCAUAUUAUGAAAGUGGGUAAAAACAACUUCAGACCUCCGCCUCAAGUGGAAUCUAGUGUGGUAAGAAUCGAAAUCAAAAACCCACGGCCAAAAGUAGAUUUCAAUGAGUGGGAUGGUCUUCUUCGGAUAGUCUUCGUGCGUAAGAACAGAACCAUUGCAGCGGGGUUUAAGUCUACGACUGUUCUGGAGAUCCUCGAGAAAAAUUACAAAGCAUACCUUGCGGCAUCAAAUUCAGAAACAAUGGUAGAUGAUAGAAAGGCUUCCAUGGUUGAUGUUGUCAAGGAACUGAUAGAAAAAGUGUUAAAAGAGACCGGACUUUCGGACAAAAGAGCGGGUAAAUGUGACCAAACAGAUUUCCUAACUUUGCUGUAUGCUUUCCACCAAGUGGGUAUUCAUUUUGCGUGA